UGCUCGUAGGACACAUUUGAUAGGAUCCCUAUUGAGAAACUGCUGUUUUACGACAUGAUUCAGUAAGUUUUCUCCAUAAUGGAUAAGGAAAAUACAUCCUCGACGACAACCCCUAGGAUAGCAGGAGAUGGUCUGCGAACAGUGAAAACUACAGGGGUAUUCAGAGCACUGAAUUUUGAACUCUACGUCAAACCAAACAAAAUCAUUAUGAUACUGGGUCUAGUAGCUAUUGCUGGUUGUGCAGGAUAUAUAACAUACAUGAAAACAAAAUAUGAAAACAUGGGCUACUAUGUUGCUGUGCGUGAAGAUGGAAGCAAACAACUUCACACAAAAAAGUCUAGAUGGGACUAAACAUUACAUUGAACAUAGUAUUCAACAUUGUACAGCAGAUAAGAAGCAAAGCCACAAAUGAAAUAAAUUCUGAAAAUUUCUCUAA
Daphnia carinata is the source of this 436-nucleotide messenger RNA. RefSeq names its product small integral membrane protein 8-like. The transcript has 3 exons. The record is from RefSeq and is a predicted model, not a curated record. The coding region runs from base 79 to 351 and encodes 90 amino acids. Lineage: Eukaryota; Metazoa; Arthropoda; Branchiopoda; Diplostraca; Daphniidae.